This is a messenger RNA of Marasmius oreades (fairy-ring Marasmius), 234 nucleotides long. RefSeq lists its product as uncharacterized. NCBI's taxonomy places the organism in Eukaryota, Fungi, Basidiomycota, Agaricomycetes, Agaricales, Marasmiaceae. The transcript has a single exon. The record is from RefSeq and is a predicted model, not a curated record. Bases 1 to 234 code for a protein of 77 amino acids.
AUGCAUGAGCUUUCAAGGUUGAAACGAGAGGUUGCAAGGGCUGGAAUCAACCUUUUAGAUUCUGUCAGAAUGGGCACCACUCCCAAAGCACGAACAGAGAAGAAGAAGACAAUCUGGCGACUCAACCUGGAGCGUAGAGCCCCUCAAAAACGACUUCCUUUUGAUGAUUGGAAUGUCAGCAGUCCUGAGAAAGGCCCGCUCCUCAGCACCGAAACCCCCUCUUUGCCUUUUUGA